Capsella rubella is the source of this 1182-nucleotide messenger RNA. RefSeq names its product suppressor protein SRP40. Bases 153 to 1079 code for a protein of 308 amino acids. The transcript is spliced from 3 exons. The record is from RefSeq and is a predicted model, not a curated record. NCBI's taxonomy places the organism in Eukaryota, Viridiplantae, Streptophyta, Magnoliopsida, Brassicales, Brassicaceae.
UCCUCGUCUUAAUAAUUUUUCUUCUUCUUCUUCCUUCGUUUUCUCUAACAAGAACGAAAUUUUCACAACUUAAUCCCCACAAGUGAAACAAGAAUCUUCAUCACUCAUCAGAUUGUUUUAGCUCGUUUCCAAGCUUUGUUUGUUUAGGUGUUAUGGAGUCUGAACGUGAAGAAGAUGUGUUGUUAAAAACAAAACAUGAUGAAGAUGGAAACAAGCAAGGUUCUUUAGACGGAGAAAAUGGUGGAGAUGGUGAGCAUAUAAGGAUUCAUUCAGAGGAAACAGGAAGUGUGAUCAUUCACUCAGAAGAACAUUCAAGAUCAUCGUCAUCUUCUUCAUCUUCAUCGUCGUCCUCUUCUUCGUAUUUAUCGCCACCUAAAGAUCUACCUGAAGACGGGAAAGAAUCAUCGAAUGAACCGGAGGUUUCUUCGCCUCCUGUUCAAGUAAUGGAAAGAGAAAAUAACGGAAACUAUGACCCGAAUAGGAUUCCAUCUUCGGUUUUCGAGAGAAGCAAAUCGAAUAUACCAGCUGAAUGGAGCUGUACUUCGAAUGAAUCUCUCUUCAGCAUUCAUUUAGGACGCAAUAGUUUCACUGGUGAUUUGAUGAAUACAGGUGAGCUCUAUAAAUCGGGAGAGUUGCUCGCCUACAGUCCCGGACUUCCUAUGCCUCCUCCACCGGGAUCAGAAUCAAAACCCGUCCAAGAACUGAAAGUUGUUGAUUCAAACAAAGAAGAGGAAGUUGUACUAGUAGAAGAUGCACAUACAUCUUCAUCUGAUGAUGACGAAGACAAGAGAGAAAGCCAUGAGAAAGACCAACAACCUGCUGUUUCUUGGAAAACUCCUACAAAGUCUUACCGUUCUAACCGAAGCUCAAACAGUGCACACUCCUUCUCUUUCCCAAUUUUGGCAGGAGCUGCAAGUGAUUCAAGAAAGGUAGAAACAGAGGAACAGAAGAAACAAGCACAGCAGACACAAGAGUCACAAAAACCAGCAGAUGAAACAAAUCAAAAGCAGUCAAUGUGUAGGUGGUUCUCAUGUUUUCCUCCAUGUCCUUGGUGUUGUUCUUCCUGCUCUUGUUCUUGAUUUUGUUUUGCUGUUUUAUUAGACAAAAAAAGAUGUUGAGUUCAUCUCCUGUAAAAAAGUUUAGGUCAAUAGAACCUUAAAAUCAAUUCAAUUUUGUUCUCUC